Messenger RNA from Enhydra lutris kenyoni (northern sea otter), 5887 nucleotides. Its product is annotated as aggrecan. The transcript has 17 exons. Bases 1 to 5715 code for a protein of 1904 amino acids. NCBI's taxonomy places the organism in Eukaryota, Metazoa, Chordata, Mammalia, Carnivora, Mustelidae. Gene Ontology annotation, biological process: cell adhesion. The record is from RefSeq and is a predicted model, not a curated record. Gene Ontology annotation, molecular function: calcium ion binding; hyaluronic acid binding.
AUGACCACUUUACUCCUGGUGUUUGUGACUCUGAGAGUCAUCACAGCCGUCAGCUCCCUAGAAGCUUCAGACCCUGACAACUCGCUGAGUGUCAGCAUCCCCGAACCAUCCCCUCUGCGGGUCCUCCUGGGGAACUCCCUCACCAUCCCCUGCUACUUCAUCGACCCCAUGCAUCCUGUGACCACCGCCCCCUCCACUGCCCCCCUCGCCCCGAGAAUUAAGUGGAGCCGCAUUUCCAAGGAGAAGGAGGUGGUCCUGUUGGUAGCCACGGAAGGGCAGGUGCGGGUCAACAGUGCCUACCAAGACAAGGUCUCGCUGCCCAACUACCCGGCCAUCCCCAGCGACGCCACCUUGGAAAUCCAGAACCUUCGCUCCAAUGACUCUGGGAUCUACCGCUGUGAAGUUAUGCACGGCAUUGAGGACAGCGAGGCUACCAUAGAGGUCGUGGUGAAAGGCAUUGUGUUCCAUUACAGAGCCAUCUCCACGCGCUACACGCUGGACUUCGACAGGGCGCAGCGGGCCUGCCUGCAGAACAGUGCCAUCAUCGCCACCCCCGAGCAGCUGCAGGCCGCCUAUGAGGACGGCUUCCACCAGUGUGACGCCGGCUGGCUAGCUGACCAGACUGUCAGGUACCCCAUCCACACUCCAAGGGAAGGCUGCUAUGGGGACAAGGAUGAGUUUCCAGGUGUGAGAACCUAUGGCAUCCGCGACACCAAUGAGACCUAUGAUGUCUACUGCUUCGCUGAGGAGAUGGAGGGUGAGGUCUUCUAUGCGACGUCUCCGGACAAGUUCACCUUCCAGGAGGCGGCCGACGAGUGCCAGCGGCUGGGUGCACGGCUGGCCACCACGGGCCAGCUCUACCUGGCCUGGCAGGGCGGCAUGGAUGUGUGCAGUGCCGGCUGGCUGGCCGACCGCAGCGUGCGCUACCCCAUCUCCAAGGCCCGGCCCAACUGCGGGGGCAACCUCCUGGGUGUGCGGACCGUCUACCUGCACGCCAACCAGACGGGCUACCCUGACCCCUCGUCCCGCUACGACGCCAUCUGCUACACAGGUGAAGACUUUGUGGACAUCCCAGAAAACUUCUUCGGGGUGGGCGGCGAGGAGGACAUCACCAUCCAGACCGUGACUUGGCCUGAUGUGGAGUUGCCGCUGCCUGGAAAUAUCACCGAGGGUGAAGCCCGAGGCAACGUGAUCCUCACUGUGAGACCUGUCUUCGGUGUCUCUCCCACUGUCCCGGAGCCCGAGGAGCCCUUCACGUUCACCCCGGAGCCCGAGGAGCCCUUCACGUUCACCCCGGAGCCCGAGGAGCCCUUCACAUUUGCCCCUGUUGGAGGGGCCACUGCCUUCCCUGAGGCUGAGAACAGGACUGGAGAGAUCACCGGGCCCUGGGGUGUUCCCGCUACGCCCGGCCCAGCCUUCACUGCCUUCACCAGUGAGGACCAUGUCGUGCAGGUGACCGCAGCCCCAGGCACAGCUGAGGUGUCUGGGCGGCCACGAUUGCCUGGGGGGGUUGUGUUCCACUACCGCCCAGGAUCUGCCCGCUACUCACUGACCUUUGAGGAGGCUCAGCAGGCCUGCCUGCGCACUGGGGCUGUCAUCGCCUCCCCGGAGCAGCUCCAGGCCGCCUACGAAGCAGGCUACGAGCAGUGUGAUGCCGGCUGGCUGCAGGACCAGACCGUCAGAUACCCCAUUGUGAGCCCACGGACUCCGUGUGUAGGUGACAAAGACAGCAGCCCCGGGGUCAGGACCUACGGUGUGCGGCCAGCAUCAGAAACCUAUGAUGUCUACUGCUACGUGGACAGGCUCGAAGGGGAGGUGUUCUUCAUCACACGCCUGGAGCAGUUCACCUUCCAGGAAGCGCUGGCAUUCUGUGAAUCUCACAACGCCACCCUGGCCUCCACGGGCCAGCUCUACGCCGCCUGGAGCCGAGGCCUGGACAAGUGCUACGCUGGCUGGCUGUCGGACGGCAGCCUCCGUUACCCCAUCGUCACCCCAAGGCCUUCCUGCGGCGGAGACAAGCCAGGCGUGAGAACUGUCUACCUCUACCCCAACCAGACAGGCCUCCCUGACCCGCAGUCCCGGCACCACGCCUUCUGCUUCCGAGGUGUCUCAGCAGCGCCCUCUGCAGGAGAAGAAGAGGGCGGCACACCCACUCCCUCUGUGGUGGAGGACUGGAUCGCUACCCGAGUGGGGCCUGGUGUGGCUGCUGUCCCUGUGGGCGAGGAGACGACUGCCAUCCCAGACUUCACCAUUGAGCCGGAAAACCAGACGGAAUGGGAACCGGCCUACAGCCCAGCGGGCACUUCCCCACCACCAGCUUCUGGAGAAGGUCCAGAAGUCUCAGCCUCUGGAGUAGAGGACUUCAGUGGAUUACCUUCUGGAGAAGGUCCAGAAGUCUCAGCCUCUGGAGUAGGGGACCUCAGUGGACUUCCUUCUGGAGGAGAAGGAAUAGAGACCUCUACCUCUGGUGUAGGGGACCUCAGCAGGUUGCCUUCUGGAGAAGCUUCUGCCUCCGGAGUAGGGGACCUCAGUGGGAUACCUUCUGGAGAAGUUCCAGAAGCCUCUGCUUCUGGAGUAGGGGACCUCAGUGGACUUCCUUCUGGAAGAGAAGGUCUAGAGACUUCUGCCUCUGGUGUAGGGGACCUCAGCGGGCUGUCUUCUGGAGAAGGCCCAGAAGCCUCUGCCUCUGGAAUAGGGGACCUCAGUGGACUUCCUUCUGGAAGAGAAGGUCUAGAGACCUCUGCUUCUGGAGUAGAGGAUCUCAGUGGAUUGCCUUUAGAAGGGGAGGGUCUAGAGACCUCUGUUUCUGGAACUGAGGAUCUCAGCGGGUUACCCUCUGGAAAAGAAGACUCAAUUGGUUCAGCUUCUGGAGCCUUGGACUUUGGCAGAAUACCUUCUGGAACUGUGGGAAGUGGGCAAGCUCCAGAAGCAAGUGGCCUUCCUUCAGGGUUUAGUGGUGAAUAUUCAGGGAUGGACCUUGGAAGUGGCCCAUCCUCUGGUCUACCUGACUUUAGUGGACUUCCCUCUGGAUUCCCAACUGUCUCCCUAGUGGAUACUACCUUGGUGGAAGUGGUCACAGCUACCAGUGCAAGUGAACUGGAAGGGAGGGGAACUAUUGGCAUCAGCGGUGCUGGAGAAACGUCAGGACUGCCCUUCAGUGAGCUGGACAUUAGUGGGGCAGUUAGUGGCCUCCCUUCAGGAGCUGAACUCAGUGGCCAAGCAUCUGGGUCUCCUGAUAUCAGUGGGGAAACAUCUGGAUUCUUUGGUGUCAGUGGACAGCCAUCAGGGUUUCCUGACAUCAGUGGGGGAACAUCUGGGCUUUUUGAGGUCAGUGGACAGCCAUCAGGGUUUUCUGGGGAAACAUCUGGAGUGACCGAGCUUAGUGGACUGCCCUCUGGACAACCGGAUGUCAGUGGAGAAGCCUCUGGAGUUCUUUCUGGCAGUGGCCCACCAUUUGGCAUAACCGACCUCAGUGGAGAAGAAUCCGGGAUCCCUGAUAUCAGUGGGCAGCCAUCAGGGUUGCCAGAGUUCAGUGAGACAACUUCUGAAGUCCCUGGCCUGGUUCUCGGGACCACGAGUGGCAGUGGCGAGUCUUCUGGAAUUACAUUUGUGGACACCAGUUUGGUUGAAGUGACCCCAACUAUGUUUAAAGAAGAAGAAGGUUUAGGGUCUGUGGAAGUCAGUGGACUCCCUUCAGGGGAGGCAGAUGUCUCGGGCAUAUCUGGGAUCGUGGAUGUCAGUGGCCAAUCUUCUGGAGCAAUUGACUCUAGCGGGUUGACAUCCCAGCCUCCAGAAUUCAGUGGCCUACCAAGUGGAGUAGCGGAAGUCAGUGGAGAAUCCUCUGGAGCAGAGACUGGGAGCAGCCCGCCCUCGGGAGCCUAUGACAGCAGUGGACUCCCAUCGGGGCUCCCCACUGUGUCUCUUGUAGACAGAACUUUGGUGGAAUCCAUCACCCAGGCUCCGACAGCCCAGGAAGCAGUAGAAGGGCCUUCGGGCAUUUUGGAACUCAGCGGGGCCCAUUCUGGAGCCCCAGAUGUGUCUGGAGACCACUCGGGGGUUUUGGACCUAAGCGGGCUGCAGUCCGGGCUGCUGGAGCCCAGUGGAGAGCCGUCGAGUACUCCGUAUUUUAGCGGGGACCUUUCUGGCACCGUGGAUGUAAGUGGAGAUUCCUCUGCAUCCACAAGCACCAGUGGGGAGGCUUCGGGGCUUCCAGAAGUUACUUUAAUCACUUCAGAGUUCGUGGAGGGUGUCACCGAACCAACUGUUUCCCAGGAACUUGCCCAAAGACCCCCUGUGACACAUACCCCCCAGCUGUUUGAGUCCAGUGGAGAAGCCUCUGCGUCUGGGGAAGUUAGUGGAGCUACACCAACGUUCCCCGGGGCUGGACUAGAAGCGUCAUCAGUCCCGGAAUCCAGCAGGGAGACGUCUGUCUUUCCUGAGGCUGGGGUGGGGACGUCUGCCACCCCUGAGGCCAGCGGACGAGCUUCCGGGGCGCCUGAGGUAGGUGAAGCCACCUCCGCCUUCCCUGAAGCGGAUGUGGAGGGGGCCUCAGGCCUGGGAGUGAGCAGCAGUGCCUCUGCCUUUCCUGAAGGCCCCAGGGAGGGCUCGGCCACCCCGGAAGUACAAGAGGAGACAACCAGCACCUAUGCUGUGGGCACAGAGGCGUCAGGCUGGCCUUCGGCCACUCCAAUGACAUCUGGAGACAGGACUGAAGUCAGCGGAGACCUGUCCGGUCCCACAUCGGGGCUGGAUGUUGUCAUGAGCCCCAGCGUCCCAGAGUCCGAGUGGAUCCAGCAGACCCAGCGCCCUGCAGAGGCACCUCUAGAAAUUGAGUCCUCAAGCCCCUUGCACUCAGGAGAAGAGACCCAAACCGCCGAAACAGCCACCUUCCCCACGGAUGUUUCCAUCCCCACUUCUCCACGAGGGACAGAUGAAUCAGCACCAACCAUUCCAGACAUUGAUGAAUGCCUCUCAAGUCCUUGUCUGAAUGGAGCCACCUGCGUGGACGCCAUCGACUCUUUCACAUGCUUAUGCCUUCCCAGCUACCGAGGGGACCUGUGUGAGAUUGACCAGGAGCUGUGUGAGGAGGGCUGGACCAAGUUCCAGGGUCACUGUUACCGCUACUUCCCGGACCGCGAGAGCUGGGUGGAUGCCGAGAGCCGGUGUCGGGCCCAACAGUCACACCUGAGCAGCAUCGUCACCCCCGAGGAGCAGGAGUUUGUCAACAACAACGCCCAAGACUACCAGUGGAUCGGCCUGAAUGACAGGACCAUCGAAGGGGACUUCCGCUGGUCAGACGGACACUCCUUGCAAUUUGAGAACUGGCGCCCCAACCAGCCGGACAACUUCUUCGUCAGCGGAGAGGACUGCGUGGUGAUGAUCUGGCACGAGAAGGGGGAGUGGAACGACGUGCCCUGCAAUUACCACCUGCCCUUCACGUGUAAAAAGGGCACAGUGGCCUGCGGCGAUCCCCCCGUGGUGGAACACGCCAGGACCUUCGGGCAGAAGAAGGACCGGUAUGAGAUCAAUUCGCUGGUUCGUUACCAGUGCACCGAGGGCUUUGUCCAGCGCCACGUGCCCACCAUCCGCUGCCAGCCCAGCGGGCACUGGGAGGAGCCUCGGGUCACCUGCACAGACCCCUCCACAUACAAGCGCAGACUACAGAAGCGGAGCCCACGGGCGCCACGGAGGAGCCGCCCCAGCACAGCCCACUGAGGGGAGCCUCCAGGACGCGCCCAGGAUGCUGAGCCCAGGAGCCUCGCCAGACUGACGUCCCACACGGAUGGUGUCCCCUUCUUGUCGCUUUCUGUCAUAUAAGGAAUUCCAUUAAAGAAGGAGAAAAACAAAUCCCACAUUGUGUAUGCAACCGCCCCCCACCCCCCCCAAU